ACCCACGCUGCUGGAGGCAGCGCAUCGUCCGCCCCAGCCUUCCAAGUUCCAACCCCCCCGCCGCAUCCCCUCCCCCCACUCCACUCCUCCCGAAUCCCAAUGGCGUCGUCGUCGUCGUCUUCUUCGUCGUCGCCGCCGCCGCCUCCGCCGCGCCGCUCCGUGUUCGACGCCGCCUACAUCCGCGCGGAGUUCGCGGCGGCCGGCAUCUCCCCUCACUUCAUCCCUCUCAUCUGGAAGUAUGUGUUGCAGAACCCCAGGUGCGGCGACCUGGACGCCGUCCCGUCGCUCCCGGCGGCCGCGUACGCGCUCCUUCGGCAGAAGUUCCAGCCGACCACGUCGACGCUCACCACCGCCGCGGAGUCCAAGGACCGCACCACUACCAAGCUCCUUAUCCGACUCAAGAAUGGGGAAUCUGUAGAAGCAGUGAUCAUGCGGUAUGACACGCGAUUGGGGAAGUAUGACGGGAAGCCUCGGCCUGGUGGCGUGCGCUCAACCCUCUGUGUCUCCUCACAGGUAGGAUGCAAGAUGGGCUGUAGAUUCUGUGCUACAGGAACGAUGGGCUUCAAAAGCAAUCUGUCUUCAGGAGAAAUUGUGGAGCAGUUGGUUCAUGCAUCCCGUUAUUCUCAGAUUCGGAAUGUUGUUUUCAUGGGAAUGGGGGAGCCAUUAAACAACUAUACUGCUUUGGUUGAAGCUAUCCAAGUCUUGAUAGGCUCUCCAUUCCAGCUUUCACCUAAGAGAAUUACUGUAUCUACUGUUGGGAUUAUCCAUUCCAUCAAUAAGUUCAAUAAUGAUCUUCCCAAUAUAAAUCUAGCUGUGUCCUUGCACGCUCCUGACCAAGACAUACGCUGUCAUAUAAUGCCUGCUGCCCGGGCCUUUCCUUUAGUAAAGCUAAUGAAUGCACUGCAAUCAUAUCAAAAUGAGAGCAAGCAGACCAUCUUUAUUGAGUACAUCAUGCUUGAUGGAGUUAACGAUCAGGAGCAGCAUGCCCACCAGCUUGGUAAAUUACUUGAAAUGUUUAAAGCGGUUGUUAAUCUGAUACCAUUCAAUCCCAUUGGCUCAUCAAACAAUUUCAAGACUAGCAGCGAACAUAAUGUGAAGAAGUUCCAGAAGAUCCUAAGAGGAAUUUACAACAUCAGAACCACUAUUCGCCAGCAAAUGGGUCAAGACAUAGCUGGCGCCUGUGGCCAGCUAGUGGUUAGCCUCCCCGAUGAAAGAUCAGCGGGUGGUGCCACCCUUCUCUCAGACAUUGAAGACAUCAGGAUCUGACCUCAUCAAAGAUGAAAUCCUCACAAGAUACCUGUAACUAGCAUUAUAGUUUCAAUGCAGGUUUAAAAUAUGGAAAGUUGAUUUUGGCCGGUGUGGUGUGUUUCCCUUCAUAUUUGGGAGGCACAAUUUUGUUUGCUACACAUUGGCAAAAGGCCCCAGCUUUUGUGUAUAGGCAACUAUCUACGCGAAAGUCUGCGCAACAAACCCUGUUAUUGUAGAUGGGGUAAUGUUAUCUCAGCAACCCAUCCUUGCAAUGAACUGUGAAAAAUCGCUUUGCCUUGCAUA
This is a messenger RNA of Oryza sativa Japonica Group (Japanese rice), 1551 nucleotides long. Lineage: Eukaryota; Viridiplantae; Streptophyta; Magnoliopsida; Poales; Poaceae. The record is from RefSeq and is a predicted model, not a curated record.